Blepharisma stoltei is the source of this 1224-nucleotide messenger RNA. The record is from the annotation of a GenBank genome assembly. Lineage: Eukaryota; Ciliophora; Heterotrichea; Heterotrichida; Blepharismidae.
AUGUGGAUCAAGCUCAGUUUGGCUAUUUUAGUCCCAUUGAUCCUUAUCCAUGUCUACAUUGAUUAUCAAGUCUUACCAAAAGAAGCUUACUUAUCAUUUGUAGAGCUAGCUCAAUUUCAUGGAUACUCAGCAUCAACUCAUAAAAUUACUACAGAAGAUGGAUACAUUCUAACUAUGUAUCGGCUUUUUAAAGGCCAGCCCAAAGGCAAACCAGUUAUACUUAUGCAUGGACUGUUUUCUGCAGCAGAUGCUUGGAUCUCUAAUAUGAGGAUUAAAGGCCCAGCUUAUCAAUUAAUAGACGCAGGUUUUGAUGUAUGGCUUCCAAAUAAUCAAUUUAUUUAAAAUAAAAAAUUAUUUUUUAAAAAAUAAAUAGAAAUUUUUAAAUACCUUCCAAAUUGCCGUGGAUCAAUAGACAGCAGAUCUCACAUUUCAUUAGACAUAAACUCCCAUCAAUUUUGGAAUUUCAGUGCAAUUGAUACUGGAAGAUUUGACCUACCCCCAAUAAUUUCAUUUAUAAAAUCAGCCACAGGUGUCCAAAAAGUGUCAUACGUCGGGCACAGCUUAGGAGGCGCUAUUAUGUUAUCAAUGCUCAGUUUAAAUCCAAAAUUUGAAAAUGACUUAGACAUAGUCGUAUCACUUGCAGGAGGAUCACGAUUUUCAUGCAAUAGUGGCGUGAUUCGAUUGGCAAUAAAUGAUUAUUUUUUGAAAAUGCUGGACUUUUUAGGCAUGGACAUUAUUGUGGAAAGGCCCACUAUUUAUAUGGGGAAGCUCAUAAAAGGAUUCUCAUUAUACAAUUAUUGACUAUGAAAAGAUAAUUAUGACCCUUAUUUAAAUGAGGACAGCUUAGAUAAUACAGCUUAUUAUUCUUUAAAAUAUAGUGCAGGCACUAGUGUCACAAAUUUAAAAUUUGUAAAGAAGUUUGCGGAAAGCGAUACUUAUGAAAUUAAAUUAGAAGAUUUUGGGCCUAAAAGAAAUUUAGAGCUUUAUGGAAGAGAAGAAGCAGGGCAGCUAGACCAUUCAAAAAUUAAAAUAAAAGUGGCGAUUUUUGGAGGAAAACGUGACCAUAUUGUGACUAAUAAAGAUCUUGAAGAGUUUUCAGCAUAUUUACCAGAAAAUUUAAUUGUGCAUAGAAAAUAUGAUUAUGAUCAAGACCACAGCUCAUUCUUUUAUGGCACAAAUUUGGAUUACUUGGAAGAUUUAAUUAACGUGAUUAAGAAUGCCUAA